UGGUAGAUUUAUGGCUUUGAUUUUGAAAAGGUAUGGGAAUGCCCAGUGAUGUUUUCCCCCGUACUCCUUUUGAAUGUUAAUGCUUUCUUGAAGAUGAUUUCAGACACACUGCUAGGAUACUGCCUCUACUCACUGAAGCAGAAUCCUCUGAAGAGUUGCUGAGGCAGAACUGAAAUCAUGGCUCGCCUCAAAGAAGCAGCUGUAUUGGCCGCUAAUGAUGCCUCACACAGAAAGACGAUGCUCCUUUAACUCGGGGUUUUAAUGGGAAGUUUCUAAGCCUGAAACGACAGCUUUGGAUCUGGGGUGUGCCAUCAGCUGCUCGCAGCUACCACUCUCUUCUGCUUUAACACGGCUUGGUCAGGAAGAAUGGAAACUAAAGAGGCUUCUAACUACCUGUAACUGUUCCACCAGGAAAUGGAUCAAGUGUUUGUUCAGCCAGAUUCAGGUUUUCUUGGUCUAGUAUUAAAAUUGGACUUUAUUUCCUGAGCACACACAAAUGGACCUGGCAAAGGGAAGACGCAGAUGUAUUGCGUGAUGGGCAAAGCCAGUCAGGAUUAAAAUACUGCCACACCCGCAGCCUUGCCAGGGUGCAGCCACCAUGAUCUCAGCACCCCGAUGAUGGAAGAAAAGGGAACCAGGAGAUCCUGUGCUCUUCCUUCCCUGGACAAUGGAUGGAGGGCAGCCCAUCCCCUCAUCCCUAGUGCCCCUUGGGAAUGUGUCAUCAGAAUCUAGCAUGUCUCUGGAGCAGAAAACAACAUUUGUUUUUGUGAUUUUGUUGUUUAUUUUCUUGGGCAUCCUCAUCGUCAGAUGCUUCCGGAUUCUUCUGGACCCAUAUCGGAGCAUGCCGACCUCGACCUGGGCUGAUGGGCUUGAAGGCCUGGAGAAAGGGCAGUUUGACCAUGCCCUUGCUUAGCAGGGAAAGAGCAAGAUCUUCUCCUGUGAAGAGGAGGCAAAGUGCUUCAUGUCUGGGCAAAGAUUCCCGUUAGCCAAUGUUCUGAACAAAUUUUAACAUCUUGUUCUAGGACCACCACUCAUUAUUCCAGAAGCAUGCAGCGGAGUUAGUAAUGUCUUAUUUGAAGAUACUGAAAAUGAAAGUUUGUGUUAAUAACUAAAAUUAGGAAUGUCUAAAUAUCUGUGUUUUGCUCAAUGAAUGUAUAUUAUUGAAUGUGAUUGUGAAACCAAGGGCACCAAUACUGACAGACUGCUAUGUAAUGAAGUCCUAUUGAGCUGAUCAGAGAGUAGAACUAGAAAGGAUCUGUUUGGAACCUGGUGCCAGGGCCAGGAGGAGACUGCCUUGCUCUAAUCAUGCCUCUGAGUCUGUCUUAUUUCAUGGGCAUCUGGAUCUUGUGCAGAGUAAGGAAGACUGUGCUGAGAGGACCCCAGUUGGGUACUUGUUUCCACCUACAGUAGAGCACAGGGAAGCCAUGAGGUGCCCAGAAGAGAUGGUUCUGUCCUUGUGGAAUAUGAGUGAGAAUGAUAUCACCUUAUUUUUAAAAUAAAACUGAAUUCAGAAGCUAUAGAGUUUCAAAAAAAUAUUUACCAAAGUACAUUCUCUGUAUUCAUAUUAAUAACAUGUGAAGCUAUACAUAACUUGAAUUUUCUUUCUUUACACUAAUGAUUGAAAUAAUAGGUUGCAAGUGCUGCUUCAAGACUUUUUUUCCCCAUUAAUUAAAAGCUAAUUAUUUAGAGGAAAAGAUUUUUACAGCUGUAAGAGGAAUGUGUAUUUAUGAUUGCAUAUUAGCCACCAAAUAAAACUUUUCAAGAAACAGCAUGGUCUCUUUGCACUUCACCAAGACUAACACAUGGGGUGGCACCCUGUGCUGAAUGCUGAGGACUUAACAUUUUUCUGAGAAAGGAAAAAGAAUGAAGAACAUGAGAGGCCCUGUAAUUCAACCCCUCUCCCAUUUUGUCAAGGGCUCCCACAAAUUGUCCUGGAUGGGUAAAACCUGUUCUAAGUACUGUUUAAAUGCACUAAAAAAGGAGAUUUGACACCUUGAAUUUUUGUUGGUAGAAAAAGUUUGUAUUUGAACUAAACCCCUUAGGCUACAUUUAUAAUUCAUCCUUUAAUUUUCUCCUCAGUUAAUUAUCUUUAUUUUUUAAUUUUAAAAAACUUUAAAAAGCUUACUAUGCCCCCAAAAGCCACCCUUACCUGGUGUGGUGGUGCAUACCUGUAAUCCCAGUGAGUUGGGAGACUGAGGCAGGAGGAUCAUGAGUUCAAAGCCAGCCUCAGCAAUUUAGGAAGGUCCUAAACUGUAGACCCUGU
This is a messenger RNA of Sciurus carolinensis (gray squirrel), 2263 nucleotides long. It is a transcript of the gene Ctxn3, whose product is annotated as cortexin 3. The transcript is spliced from 3 exons. The record is from RefSeq and is a predicted model, not a curated record. Bases 668 to 913 code for a protein of 81 amino acids. Lineage: Eukaryota; Metazoa; Chordata; Mammalia; Rodentia; Sciuridae.